Molecule: messenger RNA, 2478 nt
Organism: Anguilla rostrata (American eel)
Lineage: Eukaryota; Metazoa; Chordata; Actinopteri; Anguilliformes; Anguillidae
Product: taste receptor type 1 member 2-like
Exons: 5
Coding region: 1-2100 (699 amino acids)
Biological process (GO): G protein-coupled receptor signaling pathway
Cellular component (GO): plasma membrane
Molecular function (GO): G protein-coupled receptor activity
Source: RefSeq, a predicted model, not a curated record
AUGAGGUUUGAUUUUUUAACUGCGAUCUUUCAACAAGUCCAAGUAAUGAGGUUUGCCGUUGAGGAAAUCAACAACUCCAGCACCCUGUUGCCAGGCGUGAGGCUCGGCUAUGAGAUUUUCGAUGAAUGCUCAGAGAACCACAACUUCAAGUCCGUUCUUGACUUUCUGGUGGAAAAUCGCUCGGUUCCAGUCAGAAACAGCAGCCUCUACUAUGAACCAAAAAUCAUAGCUGUGACAGGACCAUUUGGUACCACGGACACAAUAAGUGUUGCACCACUCUUCAUGUCUAACCUUAUUCCCAUGGUAGCUCAUGGAGCCACUAGUGCACAGCUGAGUAACAAAAAACGGUUUCCCUCCCUUUUCCGAACCGUUCCAAGUGACAAGUUUCAAGUGCAAGCUCUUGUACGUCUCCUGCUGGAGUUUGGGUGGAAUUGGGUAGCGUUCAUUGGCGGUGACGAUGACUACAGCCGGGACGCCCUGCAGGGGUUCACAGAACAAAUUAGGUCCGUUGACAUUUGUUUGGCCUAUCAGGACACAGUCACAAAUGACGUUUCAAAAAUUCCGGCUAUGCUUGACAUACUGACCGCUUUGAAUAUCAGCGUUGUGUUGGUGUUUGCUAACGAGGAGUUUGCGGUUCCUUUCAUCGAACAAGCCAUCAAACGAAAGCAGCCGAAAAUGUGGAUUGCCAGUGAGGCAUGGUCUCUUAAUCAGAGGCUGAUGAAGACGAAUGGAAUUGAGACCAUAGGCACUGUUUUGGGAAUUACAAUCGGGGGAAUCAAGACCUUGCAAGGGUUCAAGGAGUUUGUCGUACGCUCGCUGACGCACGAGAAAGGGGCUGCCCAAAGCAAUGUGUCGCUGGCUGGCGUAGAUGACACGUGCAACCAGGAAUGUACCGAGUGCCUCACCGCAGACCCAGAUAUAAUCUUCAAUGAAGAUCCAACCUACAAUUUCGCCAUUUACUCCGCGGUGUACGCUGUAGCACAUGCACUACAUAAAGUCCUUCAGUGUGAAUCACAAGGUUGUAACAGCUCAAAACGGGCCUAUCCAUAUAUGGUGCCAGAGCUGAAGUGUUCACCAGAGUGCACAAAGGGUUACAAAAAGGUACAAAGAGAAUACCACACCUGCUGUUUCGACUGUCAGAUCUGCACAGAGGGAACAUACAUCAAUUAUACAGCCGAUCCCACCGAGUGCAGGGAUUGCAGAAGGGAUGAGUGGUCGGCGAACGGGAGCGUGCGCUGCACCAAGCGCUCCGUGGAGCACCUCAUCCCCACGGAGCCCGUGGGCGUCGGCAUCCUGCUGUCGGCCGCCUCCACCCUCCUCUCCUCGCUGGCCAUCGCCGGGCUCUUCGCCUGCAGGUUCCACACCCCCGUGGUGCGGUCGGCGGGCGGCAGCAUGUGCUUCCUCAUGCUGGGCUGCCUGUGCCUGUGCUCCGUCAGCGUGUUCUUCUACGUGGGCCACCCGGGCCCCGUGCACUGCUUCCUCCGCAACCCCGCCUUCGCCGUCUUCUACACCGGCUGCAUGUCCUGCCUGGCCAUCCGCUCCUUCCAGAUCGUCUGCAUCUUCAAAAUGGCCUCCAGGCUCCCCAGGGCGUACGACUACUGGGUGAAGCACAACGGGCAGUGGGCCGCCGUGGGCGUUGCCAUGGCCGUCCAGCUGCUCCUCUGCGGGCUGUGGAUUGGCGUCGACGGGCCCCAGCCCAUCUCCCACACCAUGGGCAGGGCGAUUGUGUUCGACUGCUCCCUGGGGAACUCGUACAUCUUCUACACCAUCAUGGUGUUCCUGGGACUGCUGAGCGUGACGUGCUUCUCUUUCGCCUACAUGGGCACCGACCUGCCCAAGAACUACAACGAGGGCAAGUCCAUAACGUUCAGCCUGGUGAUAUUCUACAUCUCCUGGGCCAUGUAUCUGACGGCGUACCUGACGCUGACGGGGAAAUACCUCCCGGCUGUGAACGCCUUCUCCGUCCUCAGCACCCUGCUGGGGAUCCUCGUCGGCUACUUCUUUCCCAAGUGUUACAUCAUCAUCUUCAAACCCCAGCACAAUACGGCCGCCUUCUUCCAGACUGCCAUCCAGAGCUACACCAUCAACAGCAACACGUGAAGCGUCUGCUCACGGCCGCGACUUACGCACAGUAAAUAGACUGGAGUUAGAGAAUCUACAGUGCCGGCUACUCAAGUCUAAAACAAAAGGAAGACUGUGGUCCCUUACUUAGUUUAUUCUUUUAUCAGAAUCGGACAUGUUUCAGUGGUUUCCGUCAUCUGCAUUUCAGUCUUUACAAGGUUAUUAGAGCCUUUAAACUUUGAAACUCACAGUACAUAAAUGACACCAUCUUGUCUCAGCUCAGGUGCACAGAAUUCCCAAAUCAAACAAGUUAAACCGAAAUUUGUAGCAAUAAUUCUGACAUUCUGGCUUCAACCUCAUAAUAACCUUACCAAUACCAACCUAUAAUAAUUAUUUUCUUUGCUCAUCUAAUAUAAG